Colletes gigas is the source of this 1149-nucleotide messenger RNA. It is a transcript of the gene otp, whose product is annotated as homeobox protein orthopedia-like. Gene Ontology annotation, molecular function: DNA-binding transcription factor activity, RNA polymerase II-specific; DNA binding. Lineage: Eukaryota; Metazoa; Arthropoda; Insecta; Hymenoptera; Colletidae. The transcript is spliced from 6 exons. The coding region runs from base 103 to 1149 and encodes 348 amino acids. Gene Ontology annotation, biological process: regulation of DNA-templated transcription; neuron differentiation. The record is from RefSeq and is a predicted model, not a curated record.
UACGGUCCGGAAACCGAUUCUAUCGAGGGUGACAUUCGCGGUGACACGCGGGUUUCCGGUACCGCGUUCUCUGUGUCGGGGUUACGCUCCCCGGGAAACGGCAUGCUCAACAACAUCUCUGCCGCCGGUUCCAUACACGGUAUUUCCGGAACGAAGGAUCUUCAUGCGCAGGACCUGAAGAGGCACGAGAAGUUGGACGGCGUGCUGGGAGUGAAUUUGGGGACCGGGUUGUCCGCCAGCGGUGGCCUCACGAUUCAUCAAGAAUUAAUCAUGACCAUGCCUGGCGCUGGAAACGCAACGGGGCUCGGACCAGGCGAUGACAAGCCUGUAAAGCAGAAACGACAUCGGACAAGGUUCACGCCAGGCCAAUUAAACGAGCUCGAGAGGUGUUUCAAUAGAACGCACUACCCAGACAUUUUUCUCAGGGAGGAGAUCGCUGUGAAAAUCGGUCUCACAGAAAGUCGAGUUCAGGUGUGGUUUCAAAAUCGUCGGGCGAAGUGGAAGAAGCGGAAGAAGGCGGCGCCAGUGUUCCGGACGUCGGGCACGUUGCUGCCAUCGCACGGUCUGCCUCCGUUUGGCCCGAUGAGCUCCGACCUCUGCGCCGCCGGGAUGUUUCAUGGACCCGCUGAAAGAUGGGGAAUGGGAACAGGUCUCGGACAAUUGGGGCAGGGAGGCAUGGAAAUGGGCGGUUUCGGGCAAAGUUUAGGACAACUUGGCCAGCAAAGCACGAGGUGCCUCGGCUCGAGCUUGGGUCUUGGUAAUUCUGGUCUCCCGAUCAGCAGUCCGUCGCAGACCGUCUAUCAAGCUAGUUACGGACUCAAUUCCCUUGGAGGUGUGCACGUGACGGCGUCCCGGGGCUCCCCACCGGGUGGAUCGAGCGUGGGUCAGGGUGGCGGGUUAGGCUCGGCCUUGAACUGCGGCCAGGGAUCGCCGGGGACGACUCCCGGCAGCGGAGGCGGCGGCGGCGGUGUUUCCUGCGUGGCCGCCGAUGUAAACGCGACCGAAGCAUCGGAUUGGAGAGGCGCCCACAGCGUCGCGGCGCUCAGGCGUCGCGCCUCGGACACGUCGCUGCAGUACAGUCCACAACCGCCGCCGCCUGCAGGGCAACCGCAGUACGCCGACAACAUGCAGUACAAUUCCGUUUACUGA